AUGAACUCUGGUGCUAACUUACAGCUGGGUGGAUAUGUUUUGGUCCCGAAAAGCGAAAUCUGGGAGGGUGUCGAUAGAAAUCCUUGGAACAAAACUGCUUUCGAAGCUUUGAGGAAGCGAGCGGAUGCUGCCGGCAAAGUGAUAAUCGCCCAGUUCGAAACAGAGUUCCAAACAACCCUCGACAAGGCUACCUUCAUGAAGUCUGCCAGAGAGUUCCUGAAAGAUUACCCUGUUGACGGUUUCGGUUUGAACUUUCCGGUAUGGCCCAAUGAAUACCAAGUUAGGAGGGAUUUUUUUGCGGCUGCUAGAGAGCUCAAGCUGCGGACGUCGUUAUCGGUCUUGUCGUCUGAUUUGCCAAAACUCGAACAAUCCGGCCUAGGGAAGGAUAUUGAUGAAGUCGUAGUCACUCCGUGGCCAAGUAGCGAGAAAGAGUCCAUAAAAAGCUUCAAUACGGACAGUUUCGCCGAAGACGUUAUCAAAGGUGCCGUCAAAGCUGGUGUAGAUCUCAAUAAGCUGAUUUUUCGCGUACCACUACUCGCGAAGGCUGACUACGGUAGCGCGGACAUGUCAUACGCGAAUGCGAUCUACGACCUUGGUGCGGACCCUAGGGGAAACGGAUCAUUCCUCUACUCGGGGGGGUUCGGUUAUUAUUUCUUUUCACAACCUCGUGCAAGUGAGAAAGUUGCCCUGGCCAAGAAGUACGGACUGCUCGGCAUUGGACUACAAGGCGGCAAAAAUUAUGUCAAUGAUCUGUACCCUUGGGACACGGACUCCUUGUUUCACGCUAUUGCUUAA
Molecule: messenger RNA, 795 nt
Organism: Perkinsus marinus ATCC 50983
Lineage: Eukaryota; Perkinsozoa; Perkinsida; Perkinsidae
Exons: 3
Coding region: 1-795 (264 amino acids)
Source: RefSeq, a predicted model, not a curated record